CAGAGGGCAUUUCGUCAGCCAGAAAGAAAGCAUACUCCAGACGUGUAGCCUUCCUCGGUCAGUCUGGGAAUAUUUAUUUGGGUGUGAAAUGUAACCCAAUCAUCAACCUAGUGAAAUAACUUUCCAAAAUGGCUGGUGCCCCAUUCUGGGCAACGCAGGUUGCCCAGAAAACGGGCAUCGAAAGUUCAAUUCGGAAGGUUUUGCUGAAAUGCUAUCAACAUGGCCGACAAAUUCUCCAAGGUGUUCUUCAGAAAGGAGAAACUAUCUCAUCAAAACCAAAAGAAGUCGGCCGAAUCCCAAGAGAUGCUCAACGAGUAGAAAUCAAAGGGCCCGUUAUUUUACCAAAGGGAAGUUCCCAGGAGUUAAAACCAGGGGUCCUUGGUGGACUGGUGUACAGGGCAAACAUCAACAGUCUCGCAGGGGAACUGCGCAAAAGAGCUGCCCUUCAAUUUCUAGGCGGUAGCCUCAGUCGAAAUGCCAAACACACUCCAAUAUUUGCAUUCAUCAGCCUUGCUAUAUCGGCUAAUCAGAGCUUUGAGAAAAAGGUGGACCCUACAGAAAAUGUCUUUGAGCAGAUCCGAGAAAUGUUCAAACCUUCAUGUGAGGAGCAGGGCAAACCAGCAGCAUCUGCAGAGAAAGUCGGUUGUAGAUCAGGCAUUGUUCUGGAAGAUCUGGAGUUCGGGAAAAUGAUCAGCAAGGGUUGCAAUGCUGCCGUGUAUGAGGCUAGGCUUAAACCCACUCCUAUUGACGAAGACAUUUCCAUAGUUGAUACAGAAUUUACAGCUGAAGCAGGGGAGCGUUACAUCAUUGAAACUAGUGGAAUGGGUGAUGGGUCUGAUGACAGCGAGUUUAGUUUGACAGAUGUCAGCGAUGAGGACAUGAAUCUGGCAGACAGUGACAUUAGCAUCAUCAGUGAAGUGGAGGCAGAGGACACAUGGGUUGAUGUGGAUAAUGACGGGGCAGUGGCUGUGUUCAGCAUAGCACCUGUACUUACUGAGCAAGAAACAAAUGAGUUAGCUGCUGGGAAUGAUAUUGACAUAGCCAGUGAAGAUGAGUUCAACUUGGCAGUGAAGAUGAUGUUUAACUAUGAUGUGGAGUCGAAUUCAGAUGCUAUAAUGAAGGCCAUGGAAAGGGAGACAAUCCCUGUGAAGAACAAACUGGGCCCCAGUGAGCAAGAAUCAGCAGAUUUGGGAAGGCAUGUGAAGAAGAAAAAGGAUCUGCCUCCACACCCUAACAUUGUAGACAUGAGGUCUGUGUUUGUUGGGUCAGUGCCUCAGCUGGACGGAGCCCUGGCGCAGUUCCCAGAUGCCCUGCCCCAAUCACAGAACCCGGAUGGCUUUGGACGGAGUCAGACUAUGUUCCUGGUCAUGAAAAGGUACAGUCACACUUUGAGGGAGUACCUCAGUGAGAGAAAUCUUUCUCUGCGGAGUUCUCUUCUCUUGUUUGCACAGCUGCUCGAGGGGGUUGUUCACAUGGUACAGCAUGGAAUAGCUCAUCGGGACCUGAAGAGUGACAACAUUCUAAUAGAGGAAAGGGGACCUAACUCUGUGCAUCUUGUUAUCAGUGAUUUUGGGUGUUGUCUGGCUGAAGGAAGUGGUUUGAAGCUGCCUUAUCUGUCAGAUGACGUGUUUCGAGGUGGUAACAGAGCGCUGAUGGCCCCAGAGAUUGUGACUGCUGUUCCUGGAUUCUUCUCCAAACUGGAGUACAGCCAGUCCGAUGUGUGGGCAGCUGGUGCCCUGGGGUACGAGAUCUUUGGAGCGGGGAAUCCUUUCUAUCGAGGCCAAGUGGACAAACGUCUGGACAGUCAGACCUACACUGAAGAACAACUCCCAACAUUACCAGAGGGUCUUCCUCAGCCAGUAUGUACAUUGAUCAGGGAGCUACUAAACAGAGACCCCAGCAAGAGACCAAUUCCAGAGGUGGCAGCCAAUUUGAUCCAUGUAUUUUUGUGGAGUCCUGAGAGCUGGUUGUCAGGGAAACGACCUUCAAGAGAUGAAGUCACUCAGUGGCUGCUGACCUUGAGUGCAAAGGUUCUUUGCCAGGAGAAGGUCAGAAUCGCACGGUCAAGGUGUUUCCGCCAACCUUCAAAGAUCAGAGGGUCAUGGUCCGAGGUGGAGUACGAGCUGGUGCGGACCUUCCUAUCCAGAGUCCAUGUGGAUGAAAUGAUGGAAGCAGUCAACAUGAUCCAUGUCUGAUUAUUUAGUGCUUUCUCUUUACACGUGUGAUACUUAUAUUGCCUGCCUCCAGGAUAGGUUUGUGUAUAUGUGUAUUAUACUAUGCAUGCAUAGUGCUAUAUCUUGGAUCUCCAUGCUGUGAGUGUUUGUACUGCUACAAUGUAUUCAUCUGUUCAGUGUAGUAGCUACUGUAAAGAAUAUGUACAUCUCCCUCAGGAAGCCCUGUUUUUAACACAGGGACUUGCACGAAAGAAGUUUGGAAAGCUCAGUGAAAAUGGUCAUUUUCAAUGCUGUACAGAUCUUAUGUCACUUCUAAGAAAACACAAGAUGCCAAAACAUAUUCCUUGUUCAUACAAGAGAUAUUAACAAUGUGUGAAUAGGACUAACAGGUACAUUAUGAUAAUCAUAAUGUGAUAGAGAAUGUCACUAACCUGCGGAUGGUCGUCGGUUUCCUCUGGGCUCUGCCCGGUUUCCACCCACCAUAAUGCUGGGCGCCGUCGUAUAAGUGAAAUAUUCUUGAGUACGACGCAAAACACCAAUCAAAUAAAUAAAUAAAUGAUAAAGAAUGUCAAAACAGUUUAACUGCCAUGUUUACCUGGAUAGUUUGCAAGAGAAUUUUUACAAAGUAUGCAGAUUGCUCAUGGUCCUGAAUGGCUGAGUUAAAUCAAGUUAUACUAAUGGAGAUUCAUGAAAAAGCAUUGUUUACCGACGAGUUGCUUUCCCAGAAGGCUUUCUUAGAUUGUGUUGUUAACUUCUUCUUGUAAAUAUACUUCCAUAUAUAUUGCAGAUACACCUGGCAUGUUAGACAAAUAUAGACCUAUAUUAUGGUCAAUACUGCGAAUGUAUCAGUGGGAAGGGGUGUGGACACGUUUGGCAUAUUAGAAGCAGAUAGAAAACUAAUCAGUAAUUCCUAUUAAAUGAGCAGUUGGCAGGGUUGAUGAAUUUCAGGAUACAGUCACUGCUCUGUUAAUGCUAAUUAUAAUUAAUCAUGCAAGCUUAUAUUAUUAUUAAUGCAUAUCAUUAAUCAGCUUUCAAAAGCUGACUUGUUUUUCCCAUGCUACUACAUGUAUACCUCAAAUACAAUAUUGGUUGAGGUACCUGGAUUUCCUUAGAUUGAAUAUUCAGUGGUGAUGCUUUCAUGUUUGUGCGAAACAAAGUGUUUGUUGUUUAUUUACUUUAUGGACAACUGUAAUUUCGUCACCUCAAAUUUGGGGAUCAUUGACAGUUAACUGUAUAAAUGCCCACAGGGCCUGACCUACAUAAAAACUGCAUGGGUUAAUAUUAUUUCACAUUUCAAUGAAAAAUUUUGUCCAUGCUUAAGCAAAGUACAUUAGUUUGGGAGUAUCCACCAUGCCUUGGUUUUUGUGCGCUAAUUGUAGCAAAUCUCAAAUUUUGAAAAAAAAAAUUGUGUGGAGAUGAAGUGCAAAAUUAUUGAAUUAAUUGUCACAGUCAGUUUUAUUGGUUAAGACAACUAUGAGUGCCCGAGGUACAUGUAACCAACCGACCUGACAAGUCACUGACAAGCUUUCCCACAUGACAUACAUAUAGACGUGCACGACAUUUUGGUGGAAAGCUGAGGGUCUUCAACAAACGCAAGAUGUUGCAAAUGGCUUUAUCCGCA
Messenger RNA from Liolophura sinensis, 3795 nucleotides. RefSeq names its product serine/threonine-protein kinase Pink1, mitochondrial-like. Bases 129 to 2195 code for a protein of 688 amino acids. Gene Ontology annotation, molecular function: ATP binding; protein serine/threonine kinase activity. Gene Ontology annotation, biological process: autophagy of mitochondrion; regulation of apoptotic process; protein phosphorylation. Gene Ontology annotation, cellular component: mitochondrion. The record is from RefSeq and is a predicted model, not a curated record. Lineage: Eukaryota; Metazoa; Mollusca; Polyplacophora; Chitonida; Chitonidae. The transcript has 9 exons.